Macaca mulatta (Rhesus monkey) is the source of this 2558-nucleotide messenger RNA. It is a transcript of the gene DET1, whose product is annotated as DET1 partner of COP1 E3 ubiquitin ligase. Gene Ontology annotation, biological process: protein ubiquitination; positive regulation of proteasomal ubiquitin-dependent protein catabolic process. The record is from RefSeq and is a predicted model, not a curated record. Gene Ontology annotation, cellular component: nucleus; cullin-RING ubiquitin ligase complex. Lineage: Eukaryota; Metazoa; Chordata; Mammalia; Primates; Cercopithecidae. Gene Ontology annotation, molecular function: ubiquitin-like ligase-substrate adaptor activity; ubiquitin protein ligase binding.
GUGACUGGCGGAAACGGGAACCUGCAGCCGCGGGGGCCGGAGUCCUGGGGCAUGGCGGGGGCGGGGCAGGGGGAGGCGCGCACGGAACAGGCUGGGGCGUCCCUCGCCCUGGCUCUUUGAGCCUGGACCAGACAGGUGCUGGGAAUACAGCAAGGAAUUAGACCAGUUCCCUGCUCUCUGGUAUGGGGGGACAGAUACUAAAAAGAGAUGUGAUAAUGGAUCAUCAUGUUUCUACCAUCAGGCCUCGAAGAAUCCAAAACCAAAAUGUCAUUCACCGCUUGGAGCGCCGGCGGAUCAGUUCAGGCAAGGCAGGUACCCACUGGCACCAAGUCCGAGUGUUCCAUCAGAAUGUCUUCCCCAACUUCACAGUUGUCAACGUUGAAAAGCCUCCUUGUUUUUUGCGUAAAUUCUCACCUGACGGACGCUACUUUAUUGCUUUUUCUUCAGACCAGACAUCUCUUGAAAUCUAUGAGUACCAGGGCUGCCAGGCAGCAGAGGACCUACUGCAGGGAUAUGAAGGAGAAAUCCUGUCCAAUGGCAAUGACCAGCGGUCAGUGAAUAUCCGGGGCCGGCUCUUUGAACGCUUUUUUGUCCUGCUGCACAUUACCAAUGUUGCAGCCAAUGGUGAGCACCUGAACCGGGAGUGUAGUCUCUUCACUGAUGACUGCCGCUGUGUCAUCGUGGGCUCAGCUGCCUACCUCCCGGAUGAGCCUCACCCUCCAUUUUUUGAGGUAUAUCGGAACAGUGAAUCAGUGACCCCCAACCCACGGUCCCCUCUAGAAGACUAUUCCCUCCACAUCAUUGACCUUCAUACUGGCCGCUUAUGUGAUACACGCACAUUCAAGUGUGACAAGGUGGUCUUGUCACACAACCAAGGGCUGUACUUGUACAAAAACAUCCUGGCCAUCUUGUCUGUGCAACAACAGACCAUCCAUGUCUUCCAGGUGACUCCUGAAGGCACUUUCAUUGAUGUGCGGACCAUUGGCCGCUUUUGCUAUGAGGAUGACCUGCUCACUGUGUCAGCUGUUUUCCCUGAGGUACAGCGGGACAGUCAGACAGGCAUGGCCAAUCCCUUUAGGGAUCCUUUCAUCAAUUCCCUCAAACACCGGUUGCUGGUGUAUUUGUGGCGCCGGGCAGAACAGGAUGGUAGCGCAAUGGCCAAGAGGCGCUUCUUCCAGUAUUUUGACCAACUGCGGCAGCUGCGAAUGUGGAAAAUGCAGCUUCUGGAUGAAAACCAUCUGUUUAUCAAGUACACUAGUGAGGAUGUAGUAACACUGCGAGUCACAGAUCCAUCACAGGCAUCUUUCUUUGUGGUAUACAAUAUGGUGACAACAGAGGUGAUUGCUGUGUUUGAGAAUACGUCAGAUGAGCUUUUGGAGCUCUUUGAGAACUUCUGUGACCUUUUUCGUAAUGCUACCCUGCACAGUGAAGUCCAGUUUCCCUGCUCAGCUUCUAGCAACAAUUUUGCAAGGCAGAUCCAGCGCCGGAAGCCUAUGGAGAUGUACUUCAAUAGACCACAAAAGAAUGGUAUGUAGGAAAUAGUCUGACACUGGAGAGAGGCAAAGAGAGUCCUGAGGAUAAUGAUAAAGGGAAUUUGCAGAAUGACUGUCCACCUGUCAGACCAUUUGGAAGCACGAGAGUGGAGGAGUCCAAGAAGAAUGUGUCCAAGGAAAAAAAAAAUUGUUAGAAUACUGGUAAGUUUGAGUAUAUUAAGAAGAGAUUGUCAGUUUUCCUAGUAGAGUUGUCGGCAUAGGCUUCACUGAGAAGGUGGUGGUUGAGAAAGCUUUUGAAGGAAGUCAGGGGGCAAGCCAUGUGGAUAGCAGGAAGAAGAAUAUACCCAGCAAAAGGAAUAGCAUAUCUAAAGGCCCUGAGGUGGAUCUGAUGCAUUUGAGGGACAGCAAGAAGGCCAGGGUGGCUGGACCGGAGUGAGCAAGGGGCAGAGUAGUUGGAAAUAGGGCCAGAGACCUGAUUUGGGGUGGGGAGGUAGGCGGAUACAUAGGGCCAUUCUAUAGUCUUGGCUUUAACUAUAGAUGAGGUAGAUUGUGUCAUGUUUGAGCAGAGGAAUGACAUAGUCUCACUUAUGUUUUAACAGAGUCAUUCUGGCUGUUCUGUUAAGAUUAGAAUGUAGGCAGAUAGGGUGGCAGCAGGGAUACCAGUUAAGAGACUUUUGCAGUGAUCCAGUAAGUAUAACUAUGGCAUUCUGUUUCCUGCCACUAGGAUUUAAGUUCUUUACUGUCCACUAAUGUAUCCUAAGCACCUAGAAGAGUGUCUGGCACAUACCAAGUCCUCUGUGAUUAUUUGUUGUUUAACGGUGGUGGCUUGGAUCAGGGUGGUAGCAUUGGGAAUAGUAAGUAAUUAUAUUCUCAAUGUAUUUUGAAGGUUAGAGCCCAGUGGAUUAAUGGAGGAUGGUCUAUGGGCUAUGAAAGAACAAAGUCAAAGAUAAUUCUAACAUUUUUGGAUUGAACAACUUGCAAGAGAGAGUUGCCAUUAAACUGUAAACCUGUUGGUAGAGCAGGUUUAGGGGAGAGGAUCAAAAGUUCUGUAAGUGGAGGUGUCUC